AUGUUUCAGUCCAAUUUUGGCUUGAACCAGAAUCUUGUAGAUAAUCGAAAUUAUUCUGCAAGUCCAAGCAAUCAAGGCUUUGUCACGACCAAUAAUGCGGAACGUGGAACUGUUGUUGAAGUCACAGGCUGGACAAAUGCUAACGAAAAAGACCUGGUUUCUUUCAUCCAUCGGAAGACGAAAAUUAAUCUCAAAAUUGUGAACGCUGACCGCAAUUCAGGGGUAUUAACAGCAUCUGUGAAGUCUGAAAAAGACGCCAACAUCCUGGUGAAGUACAACGGAAUCAGAUUUGCCGGUGAAAGUCUUAAAAUAAACAUUGUUUCGGCCAUCGAUUCAUCCAAAUCGAACAAUACAGUCACCCUUAUAAAAAACAUACUUGCUUCUCGCUACGAUCCAGGAACAAUGAUGUUGAAUUUGGAUGGACUAAGGAACGGUAUGAAUCCAGAAUUUCAAGGGUUAUUUGCGACUACUCAAACAGCCUCCAAGUUUUUUUUGGCUCUCAUGAAAAUUGCAUCUCAACAGCAACUUAAAGUCGAAUCUUUAAAUCUAUCUAACAACGAUCUUGGAAACAGUCAAAAAGAUUUGAUUGAAGUUGCGGUUUCAUUUCCCACUCUCAAAAAUCUAGCUCUUUCAAAUAACAACAUAACCAAAAUUGAGACCAUUGAGAAAUUGAAAAAUAAACUUCCUUAUCUGCGAGAACUAUGGAUCGUCGGGAAUCCGAUUGACAGUCCGUCAUUUUCAAGUGACAUUAUCAAAUGUUUUCCAAGGUUGUCGAUUCUCAAUGGUGUGCCUGUCAGAGACGAAGGCAAGUUGACCAAUUUAUUGUCUUUCCCAUUCCCUUGUGCUAGCUCCUUCUUUGAAUCUCCAGAAUUACAAAGUGUUGCAAUCCAAUUCAUCACAACUUAUUUGAACUUUUGGGAUAAUGACAGAAUGAGUCUUCUGAAUCUCUUUACUCCUGAAUCCCAAUUCUCUUAUCAUUUUGAUACAACUCAUAUCGUUGAGGCUUCUUCAGCAUCAAUAUCGAUCAAAGAUUCGAGAACACCAAAUUCCGUUGCUAGUUCUUGGGGAUCUUACAUUUCGAACUCAAGAAAUCUGAUGCGAGUUUCUGGCAUAAAGUCUCGAAUGUCUAAAGUUUUCAAAGGCAGAGAUCCAAUAUCGGAUGCUUUCCAGUCUCUCCCUACUUCCAAACAUAGGCUUGACAAGGAUCCAAGCAGCUACUCAAUUGAAGUCGUUUCUGUUCCUAUCUUAAAUGCAAUGGAGAUUUGUGUGCAUGGAAGCUUCGUCGAGACUGGCUCACCAAAAAAAUCAAACAAGGAAGGACACUUCAAAAAUGGAAGUAAAUACACAGCCUAUCACACUUCGAGUCGCAGCCAGUUGUCAGAAAGAUCUUUCGAUAGGUCAUUGCUCGUGAUUGCAGGUACGGGAGGGAGCUAUAUCGUUGCUUCAGACAUGUUGCUUUUGAAGCAAUACUCUGGUCAAGGAGGAUGGAGUUCAGACUCACACCGAGGUCCCGUUAGCUCAUCUCCGGCAGCAUCGGGCCUACCAGUCGCUCAAGCUCCAUCAUCGGCAAUUCCAGCUGACAUUGUGUCCAAACUCAGCUUAUCACAACAACAGAUACUCAACCGAGUUUUCGAGGAUACGAAAUUAACACCACAAUAUUCUAUAAUGUUGUGCGAGCAAAGCAAUUGGGAUUAUAAUACAGCUAUGAUAAAUUUCAAUAAUUCCCGGGCACAAAUACCAAAAGAUGCGUUCUUAUGA
Molecule: messenger RNA, 1758 nt
Organism: Ogataea philodendri
Lineage: Eukaryota; Fungi; Ascomycota; Pichiomycetes; Pichiales; Pichiaceae
Exons: 1
Coding region: 1-1758 (585 amino acids)
Biological process (GO): poly(A)+ mRNA export from nucleus
Cellular component (GO): nucleus
Molecular function (GO): RNA binding; protein binding
Source: RefSeq, a predicted model, not a curated record